UUUGCAGCUGGCUCCCGCCUCACUCGCGCUCUUGUCCUUGGACUGUGCAUUGUUCCAUAGCCUUGACACUAGCACUGCUGCUAACCUUAAACUCAGUUACUCGGGAGUGUGUUAACCCUUAUUUGCAGUAAUGUGAGUAUAUCGCUCGAGUAUGUGUGCUGCCAAGAGUUCUUUCAAACGGAUCGUUAAGAGCAAGAAGUUAAAGACGUACGCAUCAGCUGUCUGCUCUGAUAAGGAUGCGCGGCUGGACCAGGAGUACAAACGUGCACAGAGAGGAAGAAGUGCGGAACAGUUGACCACGCUCAAGUCUGACCGCCAAGUGGAUGAUCCACCUAAGGAUUUUGAAAAUGAUGAAAUACUCUUUCCUUACGACGCUUCAAAGAGACUCUCUCAACAAGUCGAGGUGUUACUGGAAGAGAACUGCCAGUUACGGCGGUCGCUGGUGGAGGCGGAGGCCCGGCUGAAGGGGGUGGUUUCCAAGUGUCCUCCGGGGAUGGCUAACCACGGACGUGCAUCUGAUCUGGCCGCCAGCAAGAUUGUGGAGCUCAGCAAGCGGGUCCGAGAAUUAACAGCGGACUUGGAGGUCGCCCGCAUGCGCUGUCGAGCCGCUGAGCUCUCUUCACUCACGUCGGCACAAGUUGUACAGGAAAAAGCAUGUGACGACGUCAAGCCUCCAGACUCAACGUCCACGGUGAACACGGUGAAGGAACUCAGCGACAAACUGUCCACUGCCAAUUUGAAAGUAUGUGAAUAUAGGAACCAAUGUCAACAGUUGAAGCACGAACUGAAGAUAGCACACAAGGUGAUCCAAAGUGAGGUAGGGGAGGGAGUAAAUGUGGCCAGCUUGGUCAGCAGUGGAGGGAGUGGUAGCUGGAGGGGAAGAGCCCAGCAGAUACAAACUCUACAGCAACGCCUCGCCGAACUGUCUGAGAAAACAUCCAAUUGCGAAGUGAACGAGAAGGAAGCAAGAAAGACAGAAUCGCUGGCCCGGCUUGCAGAAAAGGAGCGUGAGAGGGAAAAGGAGGUGGCAGAACUGAAGCAACAGCUAGAGGAUAAACAACGAAAACUGGAGGCAAGUCGGGCUCGAAGUCGUGUACUGGAGAACAACCAAUCGGAACUGCGAGGGCGUCUGGCAACACUCCUGGAGAAGACUACUCAUGAUGAUCAGCUUAUUGCUGCCUUAACGACCCAGCUAGCUUCUGCAUCUGACAAGAGCCAGGAUCGCAGUGCUACCAACCGUUUAGAGCAACACAAUAGAUUAUUAGAGAACCAACUUAGUGAGGAGAAAUCUAAGCUGACAAACUUACAGAGUGUUUUACGGGAUAAAGACAAGGAGUUGGCAGAUUUAGAAGAAAAGUUUAUUAAUCUUCAGAACGCUACGAGCAGUGAAUCUACAGAAAGAUCAAGAAGCACAUCUAUUCCUUCUACAGAGCAAAUUCAUACUAACAGCACAUUGGAGACUCUGGGAGUGACAGCAGAAGCGGAGAGAGUUCGACUGUUGGAGUUAUUGGCGGUGAAUAACAAGAGGUUGGAACAAGAACGACAAUCUGCGAUACAAGCUCAGGAUGCGCUGAGGAAAGAGAGGCACAAGGCGGCAAGGCUAGAGACCAAACUUGCCAGACAGGAGUUGGAGCAACUCAGUGCUGUCAGUUGCUAUCACAACAGUUCCCAUCAUAAAUUCGACGAGAAUCCAUCAGAAGAACUCAAGUGCAGGUUAGAAUUACUUCAGGAGGAAUUGAUGUAUCUACGAUCUCGUCUGGUCAACGUGGAACAAGAGAAGUAUGAAGAUCUGCGCACUUAUACAUCCAUGUUGGAGCACACCAGACUAGUCUUCAUGGAGUCUGUAAGAAGUAUGAGUACUGCCCUUAGUAGUACCACUUAACGAUAACCUGUUUCUUUAUUAAAAUUAUUUUGUUAACAGUG
This is a messenger RNA of Homalodisca vitripennis (glassy-winged sharpshooter), 1923 nucleotides long. Its product is annotated as coiled-coil domain-containing protein 13. NCBI's taxonomy places the organism in Eukaryota, Metazoa, Arthropoda, Insecta, Hemiptera, Cicadellidae. Gene Ontology annotation, cellular component: centriolar satellite. Bases 152 to 1882 code for a protein of 576 amino acids. Gene Ontology annotation, biological process: cytoplasmic microtubule organization; non-motile cilium assembly. The record is from RefSeq and is a predicted model, not a curated record. The transcript is spliced from 12 exons.